Messenger RNA from Xyrauchen texanus (razorback sucker), 1278 nucleotides. RefSeq names its product chromosome partition protein Smc-like. The record is from RefSeq and is a predicted model, not a curated record. Bases 1 to 1278 code for a protein of 425 amino acids. NCBI's taxonomy places the organism in Eukaryota, Metazoa, Chordata, Actinopteri, Cypriniformes, Catostomidae. The transcript is spliced from 6 exons.
AUGGCUAACAGCAAAGAGGUUGCUAUAAAAGAUCUCGCAAGUAGUCCAGAGUUCAUCCAGGAGCUUCUCCCAUCUGCUGAGCGUACCGCUCUGCUCUAUCAUCUCUCUUACCUGUGUCUGGGGGAAUUCCCAAAGCUGGAGCGGAUUAUACGGGACCGUGCUGUCGAAACUCAACUUCUCUUUGGAUCUUCUGAGGCGCUUCUGCUCAAGUGUGUAGAAACCAGUGACAACCUGGUUACAUUACUGUUCCCCAUGCUGAAGAAGGCUGUGGAGAAGAAUAAACCAAAUUUAGCCAAUAAAUACUUGGAAAAAGCAAUAAAAUGGAUCGAUGAAAUCAUUGACGAUGUUGGAAAAAUAGUAAAAAGGUAUGAGAAACUGAAUGUAGAUGUUGCGUCAUCUACCAGUGACAUCAGCACUGAAAAGAAGCAAACAAAGGAACAAAAGCAACAACAAACAUCAGAGAUGAAAGCACUUCAGAAGAUUCUGGACGAUCUGGAAAAAGAAAUUAAUAACGUCAAUGAAGAGAAAAACAAAACUGAGAAAAAAAUGGAGGAGAAAGAAUCAGAGAUACAAACAUUUAUCAGCACUCUCACCAGCAAAACAGAAGAAAGCAGUGAAAAAGUGUCUGGUUGGAAGAAAAGUCUUCAUGUUUUUACCAGAAUUGUGCCAUUCAUCAGCAACAUUAUCAGUUACGCUGUUAAAAUGGUGACUGGCACUACUGAUGAACCUGUACUGAAAGCUCAUACUGAUGUUUUGUCUCUGCUUACUGCUGAAAAAGAAAAUCUAAGAAAACAAGAGUGGGAGAUCCAGAAUAAACUGAUGCAACACCAGCUUAAAUUAGCCCAAUUAAAAAUUGAAAAUGGUGAUAUACCCGAUGCUAAUCACCUUGUUGAGGUUCAGAAAUGCCUGACUCAAAUUCAGCAAAUUCUGAUUCAGCUUCAAGUGUUCUGGGAAAAAGUGGGUUCUCUUCUGAACUCACUAAAACAGAAGACUUCUGCUGGGGAGGACAUGAUUGAAGACCUUGAUGAUUUAAAGGAAGAGUUCCUUGAGUCAGUCGAGGCAGCUAAAGGGUGUUGGACAAGUUUUGGCAAGAGCUGCAUAAAAGCAAACGGUAUCUUCAGCAUUCAAGCAAAAAGUGCCUAUAAAUUCCUGGAGAUCAGUCCCUCUUCUCUCUCCAAAGACGAGUGGCAAACACAAUAUGACAUUGUUAUAGAAAAACUACAGAUACUGGGUUCUGAUGAUAAUGGAAGUGCAGCUGUACCUGCUAUUGAACAGUAA